Messenger RNA from Parus major (Great Tit), 4180 nucleotides. It is a transcript of the gene GPA33, whose product is annotated as glycoprotein A33. Gene Ontology annotation, cellular component: plasma membrane. The transcript is spliced from 13 exons. The coding region runs from base 2735 to 3628 and encodes 297 amino acids. NCBI's taxonomy places the organism in Eukaryota, Metazoa, Chordata, Aves, Passeriformes, Paridae. The record is from RefSeq and is a predicted model, not a curated record.
UAAAAUCUAGGUAAUUUUCAGAGGACAAAUUGAAUGUUUUGAGGGUUAAGUCGGAGGUAAUCUGUAGGGGAGAGAAUGGACGUGUUGGAGUAAAAACAAGGUUAUCAGUAGUGGGCAGGAAGGAAGGGUUUUGGGGGUAAAACUUGAGGGGAGGGCAUGAACAUUUUGAGAUAAAAUUAAGGUAACCGGAGUGGACGGGAAGAAGAAAUUGUGGGGGUAAAAUCUGAGUUAAUCAGUAGGGGAGAGGAGUGACAUAUUGAGGUAAAACCAAAGCUGUUUGUCAGUAGUGGAUAGGAAGGGAAAUUGUGGGGCUAAAACUUAAGAUAAUCUCUAGGGGAGAGAAUGGAUGUAUUGAGGAAAAAACGAGGUAAUCACUAGUGACAGGGAAAAAUCUGGGGGAAAAACUUCAGGUCAUUUGUAAGGAAAAAGCAUUUUGCAGGAAAAAUCUGAUUGAAUCUUUAGGGCCAGAAUGGACAAUUUGGGGAUAAGGUAAAUGUAGCCAUUGGAUUUUCAUGCUGGUACAAUCUAGGUAGUUAUCAGGGACAAAAUUCAUAUUCUAGGUGUGAAAUCUGAGGUGAUCUGUAGGGGAGAGAAUGAAGAUUUUGAGGUAAACAGGUAAUCAGUAGUGGACACAUUUUUUGAGGGGUUGAGCUUGAAAUAAUCUGUGGGAGUCAGGUGCCUUUCAGGAGCCUCCCUGUGAAGAGCCAAGGCGCUGUCUCUGGGAGCGGUGGUGUGGAAAUACCCGUCUGGACUUUCCCUGCACCCAGGAAAGAGCCAAAAAGGAAAAGCUGGACGAGGGAGACAGCAGGGUGUAUCUCCAAGGGAUGAAUCUGAAAGACGUUUGGUCCUGCUCCCAAGGGAUGUCUUUAUGCCUGCUCCCGUGUUGGCAGACCCGAGGCUGCUGUUUGCAUCUCUAGCAGCAGACAGAUCAGGAAUUGUUGAACUUCUGGACAAAUAAGUGAAAGCUGUCAUUCAACCUGCAUACAACUGGAAAGUGUUCAUCUAUAAACGCGAGAUGCCCCCUACAGUACUGCAGAGGAGAGGCUUGUCUGCUGGGAACAUCCAGGCACGGAGAAGGAGAGGGAUUUUUCAGAGGGAAUCAGCCUUUGAUAAAAAAGUAAAUUCAGUGCCAGAAGUUUGUUGCAACAAGCAGCCAGCACUCAAACUUUUACCCCUGCAGUACAUAAUUCUGCCACAGAUUCAUUGGACAACUUCAAAGGAAGUCACCAAACCUUUCUGGUCCUUGCCAUCAAUUGCAGCCUGCCAAAGAUGAGACAUAACAGGAUGAAUUUUUCUACUGUCUGUCCUCAUUUGGAAGAUUCCUGAAGAAUAAAGUUUCUGUACUUUUAUAUGCUUUAUUUUGCUUUGUGCUAACAGUCUGAAGAGAACUGAAGUUGUGCAUCAAGCACAGAAGUAUAGAUAGAUGAUCCUUUCUAUCAGAGGGAUUGGAUUUCCAGUCACUCCUAAGUUUCAUUGUCUUGGAGGUAUUUUGAACAACUGCCAUAUAGAACAAAAGGCAAAUCUUCAGCGUGGCUUUUGGCAGAUUUACCACACAAGUCUGAUGUCAGCACAAGAGCAAGAUACAGAUCUGCUUUACUGCACUAAACACAGGUAUCCAGUGUAGACUACUUCUGAGGAAGCCUCCUUCAAAAUCCACAACAAAGUUCAUCAAUAAUAUACUGCAUUAUACAACAUCAUCUCAAAAUGAUGUCUAAGAAUUUCAUGUCUCCAUCUAAGAUGCCUGAAAUGAUCCUUCACACCCUAAAAGCGACUUUGUCCCUCAAAUGGCUAGAAAUGGAGCACAGAUGACUAUCCCACAUGGAAACACCCCUUGCUGCCUAGUGGCAGUGAAGUGUUUAGAAGACACACUGCCCUCAGUUGAAAGCAAUGUCAGAUGUUUGCCUCAGCUACCGUCAGUCCCCCUUUUAUUCCUCAGUCAAUUAUAGCAGGAGUUAUUUGUGACUUCCAAGUGCCCAACUAGAGCAUGUGAGCAGUGCUGUCUGUGCAGUGCCCACACCUCGACAGACCCAUCACCAGAGUGCUGCAAACCAUGGGCCGGGUGAUCCCAGAUUUUGCAGCAGAGAGGGAGAAGUACCUUUGGUACCUGUGGCUGUUGUGCAAGCCACACAUGGGCAGUGGAACAGCGGGCAUAAAAGAGUAAGAACCUGGCUGAGAUGCAUCUCACUUAUAUUUAGAUAACCCAUUAGUCACCCAAUUCCCAUCAACUACUUAUUUGUAUCAGUACUUAAUGGAAUUAGGCCCUUCAGGUCCUUAAAGCCUGGGUGUGGGCUGCUGCCUGCACUGUAGAACACUUUAAUACAUUUUAAACUCUGUUACUUAAUAAAUAUUUGAGGAAAAAAAGAGGUUUAGUCUGCCCUAAUUGCCUGCCAUCACAUGCAUGAUUUCAGCUGCCAUGCACACCACUCCCAGUCCCAGCACACCUUUCCCUUGCUUCAUGCACCUGUGCGUUGGGAGAAACAGGGAAAAGCCACUGAAUUGUGGGAGAAAGUUCACAACUGGGAAGGAGUUUACAAGUGAUGUCAAAGCCUACUGGUGAUGUGGCUUGUCAUUCUGCUGGGAAGGGAGGGGCAGGUUGGGGCACAAGCGCUUUAAAGGAGACUGAGGAAGUGAACCUGUGAUGCCACUGCAAAGCAGCCCUUCGGGGAAAUCCAAUUACCUACCCAGCCUCCUGGAGAUCACAAGGAAGAGCACCUUGAGGUGAAACAAAGGAGAGAUGAGUGGGCCGGCAAUGAAAGGACUGGGACUGUUCAUUUUCAGUGCAAUUCUGGUGUCUGCCCACGCCCUCACUGUGGAAGCACCAGCAAAGGAAAUCCAAGUGGCAAGAGGAAGGAAUGCUACCCUGCGCUGUAAUUUUAAAACAAAUGUUGUCAUUGAUAGAGGAGACAUGGUUUUCUGGAGGAAAAUCUAUACUGAGUCUGAUAUUAUUUCACGGUAUUUCGAUGGGUUCGUGCGCUAUGCGGAGGGCUAUGACCAUCGCAUCCAGUUCAUUGGUGAUGUUGACAGUGGGGACAUCAGCAUCACCCUGAGUGCUGUGACCAUGGAGGACAACGGGACCUACGUCUGCGCCGUCCGCCUCCGGAACGACGAGUCCCCAAAGUCCGUACGCCUGGAUCUCCAAGUCCUCGUCGCACCAUCCAAGCCUGAGUGCAAGAUUCUGGGGACACCAGAAUAUGGGCAGACAAUCAACCUAACUUGUGUUUCUCACGAGGGCUCCCCAACGCCCACAUACAGCUGGAAAAGCUUCGAUGUGCAAAAUCAGCCCCGUGCGCUACCACACACAAAAGGGCAACAAAUAACCCUGAAGAAUGUCUCAGCAGACACCUCUGGCUUUUACAUCUGCACUUCAACAAAUACCGUGGGAGCGGAAUUUUGCAACAUGACAGUCAGCAUCAUGCCACCAUCCAUGAACAUAGCCCUGUAUGCUGGCAUCAUUGGGGGAGUUGUUGCUGCCAUUGUGGUGAUUGGGAUCAUUGUCUAUUGCUGCUGCUGCAAGAAAGAGAAGAACACUGACUAUGAGAUGACGGUGCAAGAAGACAGAAAUGAACCCUCCAGGCAGAUGCCACCACCAAGGAAUGAGAGCAUAAGGGAGGAUGUGGAGAAUGCAUGAAUGAAGAAGCCACUGCCAUCUCCAGGAUUGCUGAGGCACAACAUCACUGCAAGAAAAGAAAUCAAUCCCUCUUUCUUACUUCAAGAAGUUGAAUUAUGAAAUGAAAGCCAAAGGCUCUGCCUUCAAGUUGUGGGAGAACAUUCUUGCUUCCCUGGAAAGAAGUGUUUGCUGUACAGUGAGCACUAACACACACUCUCACAGCAGAAAAUGCAUGUGGAGCACUGCUGCACCCAGUCAUCCAAAAAUAACCAGUCUUCCAGACUUCCAACUUUCUGAAAACAGAAACCAGCCAGGUCUAUUUGGAGAACAGAGGAACGGAGCUGCUGCUGUAUCCCCAGAUGUACAAAAGGCUUCAAGGUCACCAGCUGCAUUUCAUCAAGGAAGGGUGAUCUUGUUAACUGAGUCAUGCAAAUGUCACAGCUUUCACCAUUGGCCAACACACAAACUGUUUUUAUGGAGGUUGAAGCAAGAUGAUUUUUAAAGACAUUUUAUUAAAUGUGUUCUUUGUAUAUAUUAUACAUGCACAUAUAAAUAAAGAUAUGGAAGAAAUCA